Messenger RNA from Pseudogymnoascus destructans, 549 nucleotides. RefSeq lists its product as uncharacterized. The record is from RefSeq and is a predicted model, not a curated record. The transcript has 4 exons. Gene Ontology annotation, molecular function: oxidoreductase activity. Bases 1 to 549 code for a protein of 182 amino acids. Gene Ontology annotation, cellular component: cytoplasm. NCBI's taxonomy places the organism in Eukaryota, Fungi, Ascomycota, Leotiomycetes, Thelebolales, Thelebolaceae.
AUGGCUCCUGCCAAACGCAACCUCACCUUGCCUCAACUAGCAUUGCAGCUUACGACUGCUUACAAGCUCCUCCUCGCCGAACCCUCCGCCUCUGUCGUCCUCCUGGAAGCCCGGCAGGCCUCCAGCGGCGCCACCGGACGCAACGGUGGGCAUUGUCGCCCGGGGGACUACUUGGGGUUCAAGAAUAAUGUGGAUCUCAUCGGCGUCGAGGAGGCGCUGCGGGUGGAGAACCUCGAGGAGACGAAAGUGCGUGCCGUAGCGGCGUUGGUGGAGGAGCAUGGCAUCGAUUGUGAUUUUAGGGCGCGAGAGUCGUUGGAUGUGUUUGUGGAUCCGAAGCAGUGGGAGGCAGCGCUGGAGGCGUUGAAGGCACGUGACCUGAUGGAGUUGUCCCGAGGCGACGGUGUCUCUGGUGAUGGGGAUCUCAUAUUUGGCGUCGGCAGCUGGCACAGAAAGGUUGGAAUACAGCGGACCUUUGAUGACACCACGCUCCAUCCCGAGAUCUCAGAGUAUCUUACUAAUGCAGCGACGAAUUUAUUCGGCCUGGGGUGA